Molecule: messenger RNA, 1454 nt
Organism: Dermacentor silvarum
Lineage: Eukaryota; Metazoa; Arthropoda; Arachnida; Ixodida; Ixodidae
Exons: 4
Coding region: 982-1416 (144 amino acids)
Source: RefSeq, a predicted model, not a curated record
CAUACCUGCUAUACGUCGCCCGUGUCAGCUGAACCAGCGAUUGACCAUAUUGAGCCAUAUCUAUACCACUUCACCGCCGGGUUCUAAGCUGUGACGCGUGCUCGAAGCUUUGCGUCGCGGCUACUCCAGUUAUGACCUCAACUUCUGCAAGCGCGGUUACCAGGCUAGCACGACCCAUUGGUGCUCCUGGAAUGCAUAUGCUACGCCCGGCGGCCAUUUCAUCCCUUCUCACGCAUGAGCUGUCACGCUUGACGCAAAAGCAUCCCUUGCUGUUUUAAGUCACGCUUGCAAUCAAGUUUUCUUUUGUUUGUGUGCGCCUGGAUAAUGAACUGACUGCGCCAUUCAACCGGAGGACAACGAAGCAACUGUCGUCGCCACGUGCCUCCCAGCUAACCUACAAGGUGAAUCCCGUGCAACCAAGUGACCGUGUCACUACUCCGGGGAACAACGCAACCAUGUGACCAUGGCACUUCUCCGAGGGACAACGGACCAACCAUCGUCGCUACGUUUGAUCUUCGGCAGUUAUAUUCACCAGGUGCGAUUCUAGCUUGCGAGGGUGGCGCGGCUAAUAAAUCAACUAAUUGGCAAUGUUAACUGUUUUACACUGAUUGGCAAGAGAAGGCCGCUGCCACAUUGGGUCGUCGUCGUGACGGAAGCGGAGAGGACUGGGCGGGGCGAUUGUAGCUUUAGGCUUAGCUAACACUAAGAAGGGUAGCUCACGCUGCGCAGGCUCCAGCUGGCAGGGGUCCUCUCUCGUUUGCGACACGGACAUCGGCCCAUUCCGAGUGCUAUUGCUUCCCGGUCAUAAUUUCGCGUGUCGGCGCACGCGAAAUGUGGAAGUAAAUUGCACCCGGAAUUAAUUAGUGCCAGGUUUCUUCCAGCAAAACAGAAGAAGAACGGACGUUGCCUACGGUCUGCAGCGCGGUGCGCUGCGGCGAAGACGGUGGUGGGUGGCCGCAUUUUUUUUUUCUUGUCUUCCGUAUGUUCUCGUCCCCAUUGCUGUGUCACGCCGUGUUUUCGUCGCUCGACAAGCCAACCAUCGUGGACUGGUCCCAUCGACCACUCCAGCGCGAUGACGCUUGGUUUCAUAUCUGCAACCUGUGCCUUGGCCCCUGGCACAUGUUCCUGCACCCGGCCGUGUCUCGCACAGAUUAUGUUCAGCACCUGUCCUCCCACGGCUCAUCGCGUCACUUCUGUUCCUGCCUCACUGCUAUUGGUGUCCUGGUGAAUGAAGAUGCCUGCAAUACCCGCCCUACAGAACGUUCACUGCACUCCACAUCCUUUGGUGCCAGACGCACGCGACGGAUUUUCCUACACCCGGCCGUGUCUCGCACAGAUCACGUUCAGCACCCGCCUGUCGUCCAGCAGUUGAUCGGGACUUCUGUUCCUGCCUCACUGCUAUUGGUGUCCUGCUGAAUGAAGAUGCCUGCAAUCCACGCCCUACAGAACGUUCA